AUGUCGUCUGCAAGCCUUGCUUUUGACCCUCCUUACAAGGACGUUUUUGCUGACAAAAUUACAGACAACGAUGACAAGUUAAGCCUUCUCAUUGCCAAGUGGGACACUGUCCACCAGUUCGCCUUUCCAAGCAGGUAUGUCAGUGGUAAGUUCCGGAGAAUCCAAACACAUUGGUUUAAUGACUACUUCUGGCUUCGUUAUUCGCAAUCGGCCUGCGGCGUCUACUGUGCCCCAUGCUACCUGUUUGCAGGAAGUGUUACGAGAUCGUUGGUGUCAUCUGUGGCCAGCGACCCUAGCAACUUUGGGAAAACACUGUCCAGACAUACGAAAUCUGAACUACAUGUCAACUCUGUGGAGGCUGCGGAGAACUUCAGGAGCAUCAUGUCUGGUGAACAAAAAGACAUUGUAGCGUCAAUGUCAUCGUCGUACAAUGUCCUAGUGGAAAGGAACCGGCAAAUAUUACAUGCAAUUGUAGAAACAAUAAUACUAUGUGGAAGACAAAAUCUGUCAUUGAGGGGACAUCGUGAUGAAGAUCGCGGAAAUUUCAAGGCACUGCUGGAAUAUCAAGCGAAGCAUAAUGCUAUUCUUAAGGACCAUCUCGAAAACGGCGACCCAAGGACGAAGUAUACCUCCAAUAAGAUUCAAAAUGAGAUAAUCGUCAUAUGUGGUGACCAGAUAAAAUCUAAAAUAGUCGAAAGUUGUAACAGUGUUCCAUUUUUUGGCUUCAUUGCAGACGAGGCAACGGACGCAUCAACGAUGGAGCAGAUGGCCCUUUGUCUGCAGUUAUUUUGA
Messenger RNA from Mya arenaria, 792 nucleotides. RefSeq lists its product as uncharacterized. The transcript has 2 exons. The coding region runs from base 1 to 792 and encodes 263 amino acids. The record is from RefSeq and is a predicted model, not a curated record. NCBI's taxonomy places the organism in Eukaryota, Metazoa, Mollusca, Bivalvia, Myida, Myidae.